Messenger RNA from Gaeumannomyces tritici R3-111a-1, 3427 nucleotides. RefSeq lists its product as hypothetical. The transcript is spliced from 2 exons. Gene Ontology annotation, molecular function: iron ion binding; monooxygenase activity; peroxidase activity. Bases 1 to 3390 code for a protein of 1129 amino acids. The record is from RefSeq and is a predicted model, not a curated record. Gene Ontology annotation, biological process: response to oxidative stress. NCBI's taxonomy places the organism in Eukaryota, Fungi, Ascomycota, Sordariomycetes, Magnaporthales, Magnaporthaceae.
AUGGCGUCACAGGCAAAGUACACCACGCCCACCACUACUACCACCGCCACCAAUGGGGCGGGUGAGGCCAGCACCAACGGCGCCUCGGCAGCGACCGCGAACGGCCACGCCACCAAGAAGGCCCAGCCUCUGCCGCCGCUGGCCAACAAUGGCAAGCCGCCAAAGGCGAACAAGAAGAGCGCCGGGGCGUCGUUGCACCAGUUUGGACAGCUGAUGCAGGCGUCGCGACGGCCGCUGCCCACGCAGAAUGGCGACGGCACGUACGCGACCGAGAGGGCGCAGACGGGGUUGAGGGAGGACCUCAAGGUGAUGCGCAGGCAAGACUUUCGCACGCUGCGUGCGCUCAUCAAGAAGAAGCUCAAGGGCGAGCUGAUCACGGACGACAAGACCAUGAUCAUGGAGCACGUCAUCUCGCUGGUGGCCAACCUGCCGCCCAACUCCAAGACGCGCGUCAAGCUGACCAACAACUUCCUGAGCGAGCUGUGGUACUCGCUGGAACACCCGCCCAUGAACUACAUCGGCGAUCACUACACGUACCGCACGGCCGACGGGUCCAACAACAACGUGAUUCUUCCGUCGCUGGGCGCGGCCGGCAGCACGUACUCGCGGUCGGUGCUGCCCACCAUCGUGCCGCCGGGGGCGCUGCCGGACCCCAACACCAUCUUUGACGCCGUCAUGGGCCGCACCAGCGAGACGUUCCGCAAGCACCCCAACAACGUGUCGAGCAUCCUGUGGUACUGGGCCACCAUCAUCAUCCAUGACAUCUUCUGGACCGACUACCGCGAGCCCACGCGCAACAAGUCGUCGUCGUACCUGGACCUGGCGCCGCUGUACGGCAGCAACCAGGAGAUGCAGGACUCGAUCCGCACCUUCAAGGGCGGGCUCCUCAAGCCCGACACGUUUGCCGACAAGCGCCUGCUGGGCAUGCCGCCGGGAGUCUGCGUGCUGCUCAUCAUGUUCAACCGGUUCCACAACCACGUGGCGGCCAACCUGGCUGCCAUCAACGAAAACGGGCGCUUCACGCCGCCCGACGAGCGGCGGCUCGAGGGCGAGGCGCGGGCGGCGGCGUGGAAGAAGCACGACAACGACCUGUUCCAGACGGCGCGGCUAAUCACGUCGGGCCUGUACAUCAACAUCACGCUCGUCGACUACGUCCGCAACAUUGUCAACCUGAACCGCUGCGACACCACGUGGACGCUGGACCCGCGCCAGGCCACGGGCGCCAGCGUGGGCACCGAGAAGGGCGCCGAGCGCGGCACGGGCAACGCCGUGUCGGCCGAGUUCAACCUGUGCUACCGCUGGCACUCGUGCAUCUCGGAGAAGGACGACAAGUGGGUGCAGGACUUUUACCAAGACCUGUUCGGGAAGCCGGCCGAGGACGUCAGCCAUGCCGACAUGUUCAAGGGCUUCUUCGCCUUUGAGCGCUCCAUCCCCGAAGACCCGGCCGAGCGCGAGUUUGGCGGGUUCCGGCGCGGGGCCGACGGGCGCUUCGGCGACGACGAUCUUGUCAACUGCAUCUCGGACGCUGUCGAGGACGUGGCGGGCGCCUUUGGGGCGCGCAACGUGCCGCAGGCCAUGCGGCCCGUCGAGAUCCUGGGCAUCCUGCAGGGCCGCAAGUGGAACGUGGCCGGGCUCAACGAGUUCCGCAAGCACUUUGGGCUCAAGCCGCACGAGACCUUUGAGGAGAUCAACUCGGACCCGGCCGUGGCGGACCAGCUGCGCCGCCUGUACGACCACCCGGACUUUGUCGAGCUGUACCCGGGCCUGGUGGCCGAGGAGGACAAGAAGCCCCUGGUGCCCGGAGUCGGCAUCGCGCCCACCUACACCAUCUCGCGCGUGGUGCUGUCCGACGCCGUGUGCCUGGUGCGCGGUGACCGUUUUUAUACCACCGACUACAGCCCGCGCGCCCUCACCAACUGGGGCUACAACGAGGUGCAGUACGACCUCAACGUCAACCACGGCUGCGUCUUCUACAAGCUCUUCAUCCGCGCCUUCCCCAACCACUUCAAGUACAACUCGGUCUACGCCCACUACCCCAUGGUGGUGCCCGACGAGAACCACCGGAUCCUCACCAGCCUGGGCCGCGUCGACCGCUUCGACUUUGCGCGCCCGACGGCCAUCCCGCAGCGCAUCAACAUCACCAGCUACGGCGGCGCCAAGCACGUGCUGGAGCAGCAGGACACCUUCAAGGUCACCUGGCACGAGGGGCUGCGCUACCUCAUGGGCGAGGGAGGCGCCCGCUUCAUGCUGUCGGGCGACACCCAGCUGCACGCCGGCCAGCGCGCCUGCAUGCACGCCCAGCUGUACAAGGACGGCUGGCACGCCCACGUCAAGGCCUUUUACGCCUCCAUGACGGAGAAGCUCCUGGCCGACAAGAGCUACGUGCUCGGCAAGCCGGGCAGCCGCACCGUCGACAUUGUGCGCGACGUCGGCAAUAUGGCCCACGUGCACUUUGCCUCGCGCGUCUUUGGCCUCCCGCUCAAGACGGAGCGCAACCCCAAGGGCAUCUACAGCGAGCAGGAGCUGUACACGGUGCUGUCGCUCAUUUUUGUCACCAUAUUCUUCGACAUGGACCCCGUCAAGUCGUUCCCGCUGCGCCAGGCCACCAAGACGGUGUGCGACCAGCUCGGCAAGCUCGUCGAGGCAAACGUCAAGCUCAUCAACGGCCUCGGCCUCAAGGGCCUGUUCGCGGCCAAGCCGGCGGCCGACGACCCGCUCGCCAUCUACGGCAGCAGCGUCGUCAAGGGCCUCAAGAAGGCCGGCCUGUCCAACUACGACAUCGCCUGGAGCCAGGUCCUGCCCACCGCCGGCGCCAUGGUGCCCAACCAGGCCCAGGUGUUUGCCCAGGCCGUCGACUUUUACCUGGCCGACAGGAACAAGCACUACGUCGCCGACAUCCGCGCCGUCGCGGCCCAGCCGUCGUCGCCCGAGACCGACGCCCUGCUGCUCGGCUACGCCAUGGAAGGGAUCCGCAUGGCCGGCACCUUUGGCGCGUACCGCGAGGCCGCCGCCGCCGACGUGAUCCGCGAGGACGACGGCCGCGAGGUGCGCGUCGCCGCCGGCGACCGCAUCUUUGUCAGCUUCGUCGACGCCGCCAAGGACCCGGACCGCUUCCCGGACCCGCUCGCCGUCAACCCGCGCCGCCCGCUCGAGGGCUACAUCCACUACGGCGCCGGCCCCCACGCCUGCCUGGGCCGCGAGGCCAGCCAGGUGGCCCUGACCGAGAUGUUCCGCGCCCUGUUCCGCCGCAACAACGUCCGCCGCGUGGCCGGGCCCCAGGGCGAGCUCAAGAAGGUGCCACGCCCGGGCGGAUUCUUUGUCUACAUGCGCGAGGACUGGGGUGGAAUGUGGCCGUUUCCCUGUAGCAUGCGCAUCAUGUGGGACGAGUAGUUGGGGUGGGACGAGUAUUUGGGUUGGGUCCGAGGAC